This is a messenger RNA of Protopterus annectens (West African lungfish), 4543 nucleotides long. RefSeq names its product cytoplasmic FMR1 interacting protein 1 (gene CYFIP1). NCBI's taxonomy places the organism in Eukaryota, Metazoa, Chordata, Ceratodontiformes, Protopteridae. The record is from RefSeq and is a predicted model, not a curated record. Gene Ontology annotation, cellular component: neuron projection; SCAR complex; synapse. Bases 5 to 3766 code for a protein of 1253 amino acids. Gene Ontology annotation, biological process: lamellipodium assembly; regulation of actin filament polymerization; cell morphogenesis. Gene Ontology annotation, molecular function: RNA 7-methylguanosine cap binding; small GTPase binding. The transcript is spliced from 30 exons.
GACUAUGAGUGCCCAGGUGACACUUGAAGAUGCCCUUUCCAACGUUGACCUUUUGGAGGAGCUGCCACUGCCUGAUCAGCAGCCCUGUAUUGAACCGCUUCCUUCUUCCAUCUUGUACCAGCCAAACUUCAACACUAACUUUGAAGACAGAAAUGCCUUUGUAACAGGCAUUGCACGGUACAUAGAACAGGCUACAGUCCAUUCAAGCAUGAAUGAAAUGCUUGAAGAGGGACAGGAAUAUGCCAUCAUGCUUUACACCUGGAGAAGCUGUUCCAGAGCAAUUCCUCAGGUGAAAUGCAAUGAACAGCCCAACCGAGUUGAAAUUUACGAGAAGACCGUAGAGGUUCUGGAACCUGAAGUUACAAAGCUAAUGAAUUUCAUGUACUUCCAGCAAAAUGCAAUUAACAGGUUUUGUGGAGAAGUGAAACGCUUGUGUCAUGCAGAAAGAAGAAAGGAUUUUGUUUCUGAAGCUUACCUCCUCACAUUGGGCAAAUUUAUCAACAUGUUUGCAGUUUUGGAUGAGCUGAAAAACAUGAAGUGUAGUGUGAAGAAUGACCAUUCUGCAUAUAAACGAGCGGCUCAGUUUUUACGCAAAAUGGCUGAUCCCCAGUCUAUUCAGGAAUCUCAGAAUCUUUCCAUGUUCCUUGCGAACCAUAACAAAAUUACUCAGACCUUACAGCAACAACUUGAAGUCAUUCCUGGAUAUGAAGAACUCCUUGCUGACAUUGUAAAUAUUUGUGUUGAUUACUAUGAGGAUAAAAUGUUUCUAACUCCAGGAGAAAAGCACAUGCUGUUGAAGGUGAUGGGCUUUGGCCUUUAUUUGAUGGAUGGAAAUGUAAGCAACAUCUACAAACUGGAUGCAAAAAAGAGGAUAAACCUGAGCAAGAUUGAUAAGUUUUUUAAGCAGCUACAGGUGGUCCCAUUGUUUGGAGAUAUGCAGAUAGAGUUGGCAAGGUACAUCAAGACCAGUACUCACUAUGAAGAAAACAAGUCCAGGUGGACUUGUACCUCCUCCAGUUCCAGCCCUCAGUACAACAUCUGUGAACAGAUGAUUCAGAUUCGGGAAGAUCAUAUGCGUUUCAUCUCAGAGCUGGCCCGCUACAGCAACAGUGAGGUUGUAACUGGUUCUGGAAGACAGGAAGCUCAGAAGACUGACGGUGAAUAUCGAAAGCUGUUUGACCUUGCUCUUCAGGGAAUGCAGUUACUAUCCCAAUGGAGUGCUCAUGUCAUGGAAGUGUAUUCUUGGAAGUUGGUGCAUCCCACUGACAAGUAUUCCAACAAAGAUUGUCCAGACAAUGCUGAGGAGUAUGAAAGAGCUACAAGGUACAACUACACCAGUGAGGAGAAAUUUGCCCUUGUUGAGGUUAUUGCCAUGAUAAAAGGGCUUCAGGUUUUGAUGGGCAGGAUGGAAAGUGUAUUCAACCAUGCCAUCCGUCAUACAAUUUAUGCUGCUCUCCAGGAUUUUGCUCAGGUUACACUUCGAGAACCAUUAAGACAAGCUAUUAAGAAGAAGAAAAACGUAAUUCAGAGUGUGCUGCAAGCCAUCAGAAAGACUAUUUGUGAUUGGGAGUCAGGACAUGAACCUUUUAAUGAUCCAGCCCUCCGGGGAGAAAAGGACCCUAAGGGUGGUUUUGAUAUUAAAGUCCCAAGAAGAGCAGUUGGACCUUCCACUACUCAGCUGUAUAUGGUGAGGACAAUGUUGGAGUCACUCAUUGCUGAUAAAAGUGGUUCCAAAAAGACCUUACGAAGUAGUCUUGAGGGGCCAACUAUCUUGGACAUUGAAAAGUUUCAUCGGGAGUCUUUCUUCUACAUGCAUUUGCUAAAUUUCAGUGAAACACUUCAGCAUUGUUGUGAUCUUUCUCAGUUGUGGUUCAGAGAAUUUUUCCUUGAACUAACAAUGGGCAGAAGAAUACAAUUUCCUAUAGAGAUGUCUAUGCCAUGGAUUUUAACUGAUCAUAUUUUGGAGACCAGAGAAGCAUCAAUGAUGGAGUACGUUCUUUAUUCACUGGACCUGUAUAAUGAUAGUGCGCAUUAUGCCCUUACGAAGUUCAAGAAGCAGUUUCUUUAUGAUGAAAUUGAAGCAGAGGUGAACUUGUGUUUUGAUCAGUUUGUUUACAAGUUGGCUGAUCAGAUAUUUUCUUACUACAAAGUCAUGGCAGGAAAUCUUCUUCUAGAUAAACGACUGAGGACAGACUGCAAAAAUCAAGGAGCAAAUAUUUCCUGGCCACAUUCCAACAGAUAUGACACCUUACUGAAGCAGAGACAUGUCCAGCUUCUUGGACGGUCUAUAGACCUUAAUCGUCUGAUUACGCAGAGGAUAUCUGUUGCUAUGUACAAGUCACUGGAGCUAGCAAUAGGUCGGUUUGAAAGUGAAGAUUUGACUUCAAUUAUUGAGCUUGAUGGAUUGCUAGAGAUCAAUAAAAUGACCCAUAGACUACUCUGCCGAUUCCUGACCUUGGACAGUUUUGAUGCCAUGUUCCGUGAAGCUAAUCACAAUGUGUCAGCACCUUAUGGGAGAAUCACGCUUCAUGUUUUCUGGGAACUCAACUAUGACUUCCUGCCAAACUACUGUUACAAUGCAUCUACCAAGAGAUUUGUGCGCACUAUACUACCCUUCUCUCAAGAAUUCCAGAGAGAUAAACCACCAAAUGCACAGCCUCAGUACCUGUUUGGGUCAAAGAGUUUGAAUUUGGCAUACAGCACUGUUUACAACAACUACCGGAAUUUUGUGGGCCCGCCUCACUUCAAGAUUAUAUGUAGACUCCUUGGUUAUCAAGGAAUAGCUGUGGUAAUGGAAGAACUCCUGAAAGUAGUCAAAAGUCUGUUGCAAGGCACGAUUCUGCAGUACGUGAAGACACUAAUGGAAGUGAUGCCAAAGAUAUGCCGUUUGCCCAGACAUGAGUAUGGCUCCCCAGGUAUCUUGGAAUUCUUCCAUCACCAGCUGAAAGACAUAGUUGAGUAUGCAGAGCUGAAAACUGUCUGUUUUCAGAACCUGAGGGAGGUGGGAAAUGCUAUCCUGUUCUGUCUACUGAUUGAGCAGAGUCUGUCCCUGGAGGAAGUCUGUGAUCUUUUGCAUGCUGCACCAUUCCAGAAUAUCUUGCCAAGGGUUCACGUCAAAGAGGGUGAAAGACUUGACGCUAAAAUGAAGCGACUAGAAGGAAAAUAUGCCCCACUUCAUCUUGUUCCAUUAAUUGAGAGACUUGGAACACCUCAGCAAAUUGCAAUUGCAAGAGAAGGAGACCUGCUUACAAAAGAACGACUGUGCUGUGGACUUUCAAUGUUUGAGGUUAUCCUGACCAGAAUUCGAAGCUUCCUAGAUGAUCCUGUCUGGUGUGGCCCCCUUCCCAGCAAUGGUGUGAUGCAUGUUGACGACUGUGUUGAAUUUCAUCGAUUGUGGAGUGCUAUGCAGUUUGUGUAUUGCAUUCCUGUAGGAGCACAUGAAUUCACUGUCGAGCAGUGUUUUGGAGAUGGAUUACACUGGGCUGGCUGCAUGAUUAUUGUACUUCUAGGACAGCAGCGCCGAUUUGACAUUUUGGACUUCUGCUAUCAUCUCCUGAAAGUACAGAAGCAUGAUGGUAAAGAUGAUGUCAUCAAGAAUGUGCCUCUGAAAAAAAUGGUGGACAGAAUUCGCAAGUUCCAGAUCUUGAAUGAUGAGAUCAUUGCAAUUCUGAAUAAGUACCUGAAAUCUGGUGAUAGUGAAAUCACUCCUGUGGAACACGUUCGAUGCUUCCAGCCUCCUAUACAUCAGUCGCUAGCCAGCAGCUAAACAAAACUUGAAACUCCUACUCAGAAAUUUCUUCACUGGAUGUUCUCUCUCCAUGGCUAGCUAUGUAUAUGGUGCCAUGCUAGCCAUGUUACCUUAUUUCCUCUUCAGAUGAAACAGGGUCAGUGAAGAGAGGAAAAACUGCCAUAAAUAACAAUGUCUUAAUGUUUAUCUAUCACAUGGUGCCUUUCAAGAAUUUUUUGCUAAUUUUCCUUUUGCAAAAGUAAUGGUAGCUGUUUUCCUUUUGUGCAGCACCAGUUUUUCUAGGUUAACUUUUAAAUGAUAACUCUUUUCCUCCGUGCAGCAUCAGAGUUUUUUUUAGGUUAACUUUUAAAAGUGCUUUAAUUUAUAGUUUCAAAUAGAAAGGAGAUAUUGUAUUUGCAGUCUUACAACCUUAAAAUUUAAGUGGUAGUAGGCAGUGUUACAUGGGCAGUGAAUGUAUGUAACCAUUGUCAAAUGAUAUGCUGAAGGUUUUUUUUUUUGUUUGGGAGGGUAACUUUUCAGCAAACACUAAGGCAGCUGUCACACAGUUGUGCGAAAGGACCAUUUUGAAUAGAAUAUCUGAGAUUGUGUAAUUUUUAACAUGCAUCUUUAAAAAGUGUUUUUCAAUGUAAAAAGAACUACAGAAUUGUACUCAUUUGUGUUUAAUGAUGGGUCUUCUGUUGGCAUCUAUAAACUGUAUUUUUGUAGUGUUAACAAGUUAUUUGCCUUAAAUGCAUUUUCCUUUGUACUGAUCUUUUAAAUGUAGAAGUCUAAUUUCAAUAAAAUAGUGAAUAUUUA